Molecule: messenger RNA, 304 nt
Organism: Racocetra persica
Lineage: Eukaryota; Fungi; Glomeromycota; Glomeromycetes; Diversisporales; Gigasporaceae
Source: the annotation of a GenBank genome assembly
UGAUAUACUUUGGAAAAUACAUGAUUUUUCUGAUCGAAGUCAUACAGGCCAGUAUCUUGCUGAACAAAUUGAAAAGAGUCAUCUGUCAAAAAAUUUACUCGAAUCUAAAAUUAAAAAAAAAAAGAUUAAAGGUGGAGGUUUAAAGACAUAUGUUAACACACGAUGGACUACAGCAUAUGAAAUGCUUUAUUCAAUUUAUCAACUCGAAUCAUGUUUAAAAGAAGUCAUUAAUGAAAACCCUAAUAUUAUAACAAGUGAAAUAAUCCAUACUAUUAUUUUGCGAAAACGAGGAUUUUUUCAAGAC